AUGGCCUUCCAGCAACAAACCGUGACCGUAACUCAAACAAUGGUUGAAAGCGAGACUGCCACCCACACAAGAGAUGUUACCAAGCUUGUCACCGCGACCGAUCUCGUGACCAAGACCCGUGUCUGGACUUCUACCGAAACCCAAGACCGCACCAAACUCAUCGAGCACACACUCACCGCUACUGAUGUUGUCACCUCUGUUGCCACCAUGACACAACUGGAAACUGCAACUGCGACAGAGACGGAUACUGUCCAGGUCACGAACGUCAUCACCAAACAAGAGGUCUCUACCGUCCUUCAGCCCACCACCUACGUCAGCGUCUGGCAGACCACCGUCACCAACGACCGACUAGAGACUGUAGUUGAGACCAGGAGCCGUACCGUCACCGACACCGCCACUCACUUGACCACCGUCUCGAGUGUGGACACUGUCACCAAAACCGCAACUGCACUGGAGACCCAACUCGUUCCUACCACCUACGUGCGUGUCUGGACGACGACCAAGGUCAAUGAGGAGAAUUCUACCGUGGAGGAGACACUCACCAGCACCGUGGUCUCGACUCAAACCCGGGAAGUCACCGCCACUGAAACCGCAACAGAAACCACGGUGGAGAGCCGCGUCCUCGCAGAGACUGCUCUCUCGAGUUGCAGGCAAAAAAAGCAAAGCACAAGCGGCUCCUCGGGGCGUUUGCUAUUUAGCCCGACCCACCGCAUACCCUAUAACUUAAAUACAUCGCCGCUACCCACCAGCAUGUCGACGAGAAAGUUUGAGAUAUCGGCGCUGUCGCCUGUAUUGGAGUAUGAUCCUCAACAGGAUGUGACGAAUUCGGUCUGGAAGUCGGACCAGGGUGGGCUCCAGAACGGGAAUUCAAACUCGGGAAACCCUACGCGGGUGCUGCAUGGCUCUGGUAGCGUCAAAAUCAAAGCUUUUGGUUCUGGACUUAGCUUCUCGGGGUCCAUACAGGGGGUUUAUUGCACAUACACUGCGACACUCUUGCCAGGUGAAGGAAACACUGCCAGUGCCUCUUCUGCACCCACUCCACAGACAGCACCCCCUGAAAAUGGCAUGCUCGCGAGCUUUACGGGGCUCGAUAACGCCAACUGGGAACUGGAACUCAAGGGCCAGUGUGGGAAUGGUUCGAUGAUCAAGAUAGCUACUGCUGUUGUGGAGGGAUGGGAUAUUAAAUAUUCUGGAAAUGAUUGGUCGAUAACCCGGGGACUAGAGGCUGCGUUUUAUGAUGAUAGCCAGCAUUACACAAGUGUGAAUGGCGCUGUAUGGAAUGUCACAUUUCAAGGAUCGGCCGUCGUGGUCUGGGCAAGCUCUGAUCCCUCUCAUGGACCUUAUUCCGCUCAGCUAGUCAAAGGCACACAAGGAUAUAAUAGUGCCACUGCGAUCAAGAGCACUGGUUACAAUACCUUUUUGGCCGUACCCCUAACCUACUUUUUCGCGACUGGUCUCGAUCCAUCGCAAACCUAUACUCUCUACCUCGAAAACAAUCCGACCAACGGGACAUAUCUCGAUCUGGAUUCCAUCGAGAUUUACACUUCAACCGGUAGCGGACCACCGAACGGCGGCUCAAAUCUUGUCGUCGGUGGAGGGGCAUCCAAGAACAAUGCGGCCAUCAUUGGAGGUGCUGUUGGAGGUGGUGUGGGCUUGUUAUUGCUUCUCUUACUGGCGUUUUUCCUCUGGAGAAGACGAAAAAAUACAAAGAAGAGCAAGCAGAACAUAAGUCCUAUCGACUACGAUGAGCCCAAGAACGGACCGCACGUUAUACCUUUUGGCCAAUCCGCUGGCGUACCUACUUCUCAUCCUUCGUACUCUUCCCACCCAACGUAUUCUUCUCACCCAAAUCCUGCUCCCGAAAGCCAAGCGUUGUUACACAGCCCCCGUGGAGCUGGCACCAGUUUCAGCCCGACCACAAACACCAUGUCCAUGUCUGGUACCAGUGCAACAGGAUUCGACCCAUAUGCCGCGUUUGGAGGUGGAUACUCUACCCCGACCGCUAGUUCUGUCGCUGCUUUGAACGACCCCGUACAAGCGAGAAGACAAGGCAAAGCGGCAGAGAUUCAAGCUGCAAGAAUGCGAGUCGCAAACCACGGCAGCGUCGCGUCUCCCAUCACACCACACCCGGUCACCACCCAUUCUACCAUCACUCAAUCUUGGGAAAAUCUUUCGACUCACGUACCGAGCUCUUCUGAUCCUCCAGGAAACGAAACCAUUCUACAGAUUUCUCCUAGUCGCGUAAAGACACCAGAACCGGACGAACCACCACCUUCCUACACUCAAUAA
Acaulospora colombiana is the source of this 2289-nucleotide messenger RNA. Lineage: Eukaryota; Fungi; Glomeromycota; Glomeromycetes; Diversisporales; Acaulosporaceae. The record is from the annotation of a GenBank genome assembly.